CAGGGAUCCGGAAGUCAACACCAUGUCGAGUCUGCACAAGAGCCGGAUUGCAGAUUUCCAGGACGUUCUGAAGGAGCCCACGAUCGCUUUGGAAAAGCUUCGGGAACUCAGCUUUAGUGGCAUCCCCUGUGAGGGCGGACUGCGGUGCCUCUGCUGGAAGAUUCUCUUGAACUACCUCCCCUUGGAGAGAGCCUCAUGGACCUCCAUCCUUGCCAAGCAGAGGGAGCUAUAUUCUCAGUUCCUGAGGGAAAUGAUUAUCCAGCCUGGCAUUGCCAAGGCCAACAUGGGUGUGUCCAGGGAGGAUGUGACCUUUGAGGACCAUCCCCUCAACCCUAACCCUGACAGCCGAUGGAACACAUAUUUCAGGGACAACGAGGUGCUGCUGCAGAUCGACAAAGAUGUCAGGAGGUUGUACCCAGACAUAUCCUUCUUCCAGAGGGCCACUGAGUACCCAUGCCUCCUCAUCCUGGACCCCCAGAAUGAGUUUGAGACCCUUCGUAAGCGGGUGGAACAGACCACGCUGAAAUCCCAGACAGUGGCCCGGAACCGGAGCGGGGUCACAAAUAUGAGCUCCCCACACAAGAGCUCGGCGCCGGCACCCCUGAGUGAGUACGAGGUGCCGCCCAGCGGCUGUGAGGCCCACUGGGAGGUGGUGGAGCGGAUCCUGUUCAUCUACGCCAAGCUCAACCCUGGCAUCGCGUACGUGCAGGGCAUGAAUGAGAUCGUGGGGCCCCUCUACUACACCUUCGCCACCGACCCCGACAGCGAGUGGAAAGAGCACGCCGAGGCAGACACCUUCUUCUGCUUCACCAACCUCAUGGCCGAAAUCCGGGACAACUUCAUCAAGAGCCUGGAUGACUCGCAGUGUGGCAUCACCUACAAGAUGGAAAAGGUGUACUCCACCUUGAAGGAUAAGGACAUGGAACUCUACCUGAAACUGCAAGAGCAGAACAUCAAGCCCCAGUUUUUCGCCUUCCGCUGGCUGAUGCUGCUGCUGUCCCAGGAGUUCUUGCUGCCUGACGUCAUCCGUAUCUGGGACUCCCUCUUCGCUGAUGACAACCGCUUUGACUUCCUGCUCCUCGUCUGCUGUGCCAUGCUCACACUGAUCCGGGAGCAGUUGCUGGAAGGGGACUUCACCACAAACAUGCGGCUCCUGCAGGAUUACCCCAUCACAGAUGUCUGCCAGAUCCUGCAGAAAGCCAAGGAGCUGCAAGACUCAAAGUAGCCUGUCUGCAGGAACCCAGGUUUGGGAGAGACGCCACCGAUCCCUGUGCCCCGGCCUCCAGGACAUGCAGAAACCUGUGGGGUUCCAGGCCAAGGGGAAGCUGCAGGACUGGCCCCCUCCCCCCAGGCCGCUCCCACUGUGCCAUGCUCCUUCCUGGCCACCAAGCUCUGGCUCCUUCUCUACUCUUCAGCCCUAGGACCCUCUGCCCAGCCUACCGAGCAAGGCUGGAACUCCUGAAGGCAUUUUUCUGGGGCUGGGGUAGACUGGGGGCACUCGGAGCCAGCAGAGGUCCCUCUGUGCUCUGCCACUCCCUUCCCCGUUACUGCUCUGGUUGGCAGUUGAGUCAGAAACCACUUCUGGGGUCGGUGCUUAGGUUUCCCCAUGGAGAAAGUGACACUGUGAGGGAGCUAAGGAGCCGCCAGGCCCAGGUCACACCCUCUGUCCCUCUCUCACUGAGUGUGUACGUGUGUCUGUAGUCACGUCGUUGUGGGUUGGCGUGUGUGUGUCUCUGUCCCCCAGGUGUUCGUCUCCUGUCUGUGGAUGUGAGGGAGGGGAGAGUGUCCUCGAAUCCCUCUAGGUCUCUACUUCUGUCUCCCACUCUUCUCCCUCCACCUCUGACAGGCUGCGUGUCUCUCCUGAACCUGCUCCUCCUCCCGUUGCUCUCCCUCUGCCCUUCUCUCUUGGGGUGCCUUACCCCCAGCCUCUUUUUCUCCUCCCCUCCACGCCUGUGAACCCCAGAGACAGAAUGAAGAGUCUGGCUCAGCAAAGCCCCUGGAGGUCAACUUUGGCCUUUGCACCCUUUUCCCACCCCCUACCCACCGGCCCUAGGCUCCCAGAUCCCUCACAUUGGGGGGCCACAGUGCCUCCCUAGAGGGCCCUGAACCUGCCCCCCACCACAGAAAUCUUGGAAACCAAAAACUGCUCAGAAAUGAUGGCCCAUGAAGCUUUGAGCCUCUUACCCUCUUUUCUGCCAAGGGAUUGAGGAGGGAGAAGAGAGAGAGCUGGGUCUUCCGGAGAUGCCCCCAAAGGAGAAGGACAUUGAGACGAUUCAUACCAGGAGCUGGGGUCCAAGUGCUUCAGAAGAGUAGUCAUUCCCAUGGCUUCCAGGGCCCAGCCCAGGCCAGAGGAGUCCCGCGAAAGGCAAAUGGGACCAAAGGGAGCCUCCCUGGGCUAGGCGGAGCUGAGCUCAGAGGCCCUGGGUUCCGUCAGGACUGGGGGAAUCCUGUUGCCCCCGAGUAGGCUGGAGGAGGUGCUGGCCCUUCCCUGGUCACCCGCUUGAGCUGGUCCCAGGGUUCAGGGCAGGUACACUUGGAGCAGGAGCAGCUGGCUGCUCCCAUUGCUGGGCGGUGGGAGGACCGGGUUUAUUCUGAUCAAGUCCCCUCCCUCCUUUUGCAAGGAGGCAGGUGGUUUGGGUCUAGAAGGUUAGGUGAUGUAGAAAGGGCCCUCAUCUCAGAAUGGCUGGCAGGAGCCAUGUUGUCCCCAAAGCCUUCCUGGGUCUGGUCACCAGGACUUCUGCUUCCUGUGCUGGCCAGGCCGUGGGCCAGGAACAACUUCCCCCAGAUGGCCCCUUUACCAGGCUGACCCUUGAAUGCUUCUGGGACUUUCUGCACUUGCCUUUUUGCUGCCUCCUUUCCUAACACAUUUUUGGGGAGAUUUUUUACUAUUUAUUCAGACUCCUGGUUAUUUAUUGCAGAUUGGCAAGUGCUUGGUUUAGGGAUGAGGGUGGGGCUGGGAAGGUAGGAAGGAAUUGGAGACAUGGUCUUCCUGAUUUUCCGAGGUCAGACACAGCAUCCUCUGCCCUUGUUUCUGGGACCUCCUUGGUUCUCCAGCAGAUCCUGGCUGGGAGGGCUCUGAGCUCCAUACUGGAACUGAGUGUCAGAGAGACUCCAAGACCUCCUACACAGGGCACAAACAAACUGCUUCCCCCCAGCCUAGCCUACCUUCUUCCCAGAACUUGUCAGCUGCUCCUUCAGUUCCCAUUUUGACCCCUUAACAGCCUGAGACUUGGGCCACAGCCUGGGACCCAGCAGACACUGCCCAGGACAUUUCCCUCUUGCCUAUCCCUUGCCUUCCCUUCUGGGGUCACACUACUUGAAUCACUGCAUCUAAUUUGCCUCAGUGGCAGGCCUUGAGUCCAGUGCCCUCUCCUUGACUUUGGGAUGAAGGCCAAGAGCACAAGGGGCCAUGUCCAGGUUAGGCUGAGUUCCCCAGGAUACUCCUCAAGGGAAGAUCUACCCUUGGCGAUUCCUUCUUUCCAGACUCUUAAGGGAGGUCCCCAGACAGCCGGAGUGCCCAAGCUUCGUGCUUGGGAAGCUGCUCCCAGGAACUUGGAUACUUAAAGAUGGAGCUGUAUGAAUUCAGCAGAUGUCACUCCAGAGGAUCAGAAUGUUAGUCUGCUUAUGUUUUGUUUUUGUUUUUUAAAUCAGUUUUGUUCCUUGAAUCAAUGCUGUUGAUGACAAGUCUUUAAUAAAUCAUGUGUUCUUUGCAA
Pteropus alecto (black flying fox) is the source of this 3713-nucleotide messenger RNA. It is a transcript of the gene TBC1D13, whose product is annotated as TBC1 domain family member 13. Gene Ontology annotation, biological process: activation of GTPase activity; intracellular protein transport. Bases 23 to 1225 code for a protein of 400 amino acids. Lineage: Eukaryota; Metazoa; Chordata; Mammalia; Chiroptera; Pteropodidae. The transcript is spliced from 12 exons. Gene Ontology annotation, molecular function: GTPase activator activity. The record is from RefSeq and is a predicted model, not a curated record.